Hyaena hyaena (striped hyena) is the source of this 4793-nucleotide messenger RNA. Its product is annotated as zinc finger protein 25-like. Lineage: Eukaryota; Metazoa; Chordata; Mammalia; Carnivora; Hyaenidae. Gene Ontology annotation, biological process: regulation of DNA-templated transcription. The record is from RefSeq and is a predicted model, not a curated record.
GCCCACCCUCACGCAUGCGCAAGCACACCCCCCCCCCAACACGUCCCGCGGGCGCACUGACAGGAACAGGGUCUCAGCGCUGGGGGAGACCACUCGAACCCAAGCCAAUGGUCCGGACAUAGACGCCCCCGCCCACUAUCUGGAGUCCCGCUGCGGGGUCCCGGGCAUCCUCCCCACCGCCGAUCAGCGCUUCUUCCCACGGGGCCCACGCUCUAACCUCUGCCGUUAGGAAGGUGGGCAACCAGGACCUUGAGAGUUACUGGGAAAUCCGGAAACUGGAUAUCCGGCUUCACUAAACCGGAGGGGGAACCAGGAAGAUGGCGGAGCUGCGCGUGCGCAGCACUCUACACCGCCCGGGCGCAAGUACUGCUGGUUAGUGACUGAACCUGGUUUGGGACUCCCACAUCCAGUCGCUCCACCCCUGCAAGCCAGCUAAGUGUGGCGGGAUAGGACUCCGGAGGCUGCAGGUGUCCGCGGUGCGGCAGAGGGCGGGGCCUGGAACCGGCGCGGGCCGGGAGCGAAGGCUGAGCCCCUGCAGUAAAUGGCUACAUAAUUUGCAGAACAGCCCGUAGGAAAGAAAUGUUUAGAUUCACUCAAAAUUUUCCCAGAUUCACCAAGAUUAUAUCAGAGUCACCAAUGGACAGGUGAUUCCUGAGCAGCAAGAUAAGGUCUCUUAAGACUUCUGGCUUCCAACUUUCCCUGUUCUGGCUUCAUAGUUUCUAUCCUUUCCCAAGAGCAACAGAAAAUGAACAAGUAUCAGGGACCAGUAACGUUCAAGGAUGUUACUGUGGAGUUCACCCAGGAGGAGUGGCAGUUACUGAACGCUGCUCAGAGGACCCUGUACAAGGAAGUGAUGCGGGAGAACUACAGUCAUCUAGUCUCAGUGGGUUACCGUGUGAAUAAGCCGAAUGCAGUCUUCAAGUUGAAGCAAGGAAAAGAACCAUGGAUACUGGAGGUGGAAUUUCCAGGUCGGAACUACCCAGAAGACCUGUGGAAGAUUCAUGACUUAGGAACAAGAUCCCAGGAAAGCCAAGCUGAAAAUUCAAGGAAUGGAGAACUCACAAAACCCCAGCAAACUCCUGCCAGAGAGAAAAUCUAUAAAUGCAGUGAAUGUGGAAAGUCCUUCUGCCAGAAGUCUAUCCUCCUAAUACAUCAGCAUACUCACUCAAAGGACAAACCCAGGGAAGGUGAGACAUCGGUCCCUAGAAAUGGAGACCUCACAAGACAACAGAAAGCCCAAACCAGAGAGAAAACCUAUGAAUGUAAAGAAUGUACGAAAACCUUCUACCACCUGUCCUCUCUUAGUAGACACUUGAGAACUCAUGCAGGAGAGAAACCCUACGAAUGCAAUCAGUGUGAGAAAUCCUUCUACCAGAAGCCACACCUUGUAGAACAUCAGAAAACACACACAGGAGAGAAACCCUUUGAGUGUAACGAGUGUGGGAAGUUCUUCUAUGUUAAGGCAUACCUCAUGGUACAUCAGAAAACACACACAGGGGAGAAGCCGUAUGAAUGCAAGGAAUGUAAGAAAUUCUUUUCCCAGAAAUCACACCUCACGGUACAUCAGAGAACACACACGGGGGAGAAACCCUAUAAAUGUAAGGAAUGUGGGAAAUUCUUUUCUAGAAAUUCCCACCUCAAAACUCAUCAGAGAACUCACACAGGAGAGAAACCCUAUGAAUGUAAGGAAUGUGGAAAGUGCUUCUACCAGAAGUCAGCCCUCACAGUGCACCAGCGAACUCACACAGGGGAGAAGCCCUUUGAAUGUAAUAAAUGUGGAAAAAACUUUUACUAUAAAUCAGACCUCACUAAACACCAGAGAAAACACACAGGGGAGAAGCCCUAUGAAUGUCAAGAAUGUGGUAAAUCUUUCUCUGUGAAUUCAGUCCUUAGAUUACAUCAAAGGACUCACACAGGAGAGAAACCCUAUGAAUGUAAGGAGUGUGGGAAAUCCUUCUCUCAGAAGUCCCAUUUUAUUAUACAUCAGAGAAAACACACAGGGGAGAAACCCUACGAAUGUCAGGAGUGUAAGAAAACUUUUAUCCAGAAAUCAAAACUCACUGCCCAUCAGAAGACACACACGGAGGAAAAAGCUUAUAAACAGUAUGAAUUGGGAACUUCUUUCUGAAUCAUCCUUUCGAAUAAUCAGAUGAUUCACACAAGACCAAAAAAAGUAGGAAUAUCAUCUAAAUGGUAAAGUUUUGGUCAAAAUUUUUGGCAGAAAGGAAAUAACACAGAAAUUCUUUGAAUCUAGAAGGAAGAAAUUUUUAUCACAUGUCAGACUUUAGUAUCAGACACCCUACAAAUUGUAAAGCAUGAGAGAGACCUCUCUUAUAGAAGUCACAAUAAUACUGUACAACAUGGAAAUCACACAAGAGAAGAACUAUUAAAAAAAGAAAUGAAGAUUGGGAGCUUUUCAUCAGGGCAGCCAUCACUAGACCACCUGAAGCUCAUAUGAAUGAGAAGCUCCUGACCGUGUAGUUCCUGAGCAGGUAGCCUCCGAACACUCGGAGGGGUAACUAGAGAUUGACACAGAUCCAGGAGCCCUUUUUGAGAAGUGGUGUCUCUGUGACCUUCAGAUGAACGACGCCAGGAUAGAACCUUGGCAGACGUCUCAAGUAUUGUCAGGGUUUCCUGACAAGAACUCAGAGAAUCUGUACUGGGUGAGAGUCAGUUACACCGGAAGUCACGUUGCGGCGACUGGAUUCUGAGGGUGGGGUUCUUUUUUUCUUUGAAGAAACCUGCAAAUGUCUACAUAGAUAGAUGAAGCUUUUUCAAAAGCACAAACACACUAAAAAGUCAGGUGACAUCCUUAAACCCACGUGAAAAGCUUUUUAGUAAGUAGAGCUGACGUGUGUCCGCGAGCUACUGCGCAGGGCACGGAUGUCUGUGAGUACACGCAUCCCAUCUGGAACUGUACACGGAAGUGCGUAACUGCGGCGCCGUGGCUGGCACAUACGUGAGCUGACCUUACAUCGCCUCACAGCAUUGACUCCUAUUGUUCUAGUGUGUAUUUUAAGUGUAAUGUUCUUUUAAAAUUUUAGGCAUCUUUUUCUAUUUCCUGGCAUUUUUAAGUGAAUACGGAUGUUGUUACUGAGCUAAUUCUUCAGAAAGGAGCUAAAAGUCUUUUUUGUAAAAUUCUCCAAUUGUCUUAUGGUCAGCCAAAUUUUACAUUAGGAACACGUUUACUCAUAAGAAAAGACUGAGUUUAUUUUUAAAACCAGCUAAUGACAACAGUAUGAUAAAAACGAAUAAUGCUGUGUAAAGAAGUCGUGUCUGUCGUACUGUGGAUGUCUUAGCAGGGUGCAGAGCUAUCUGCAUGGAAAUUUUGUGUGAGGAAGAAUGUUCUUCACUACCUUUUUCCUCAUAGUGGAAGCAACAUGGUAGUCAUUAAGAGUGUGGACUCUGGACUCCUACUGCCAAGGCUCAAAUUCACUGGGGCGUGCCACUUAACCUCCCUGUGCCUCGGUUUCCUUUUCUAUAAGAGAAGUGAGAAUGUUAGAAUUGCUUUGAGGUAUGAAUUAAUAUUUUUAAAGCACUUAGAAUAGUAUCUGAGACACAAGAAAAGCAUAUAUUCGAUAUGACUAUCAUAAUUUCUAUUUCUUGAACUAUGCUGGGAAAAAAAACAUGGUUGGCUACCAACAGUCACCACUCAUGCUAUCGCUGUAGUGCCUUGGUUUGGCUUGGUUGUGCAUUUUCCUACAAAUGACUCACAUACUCAGAUGUGACCCACUGCCUGUUUUUGUAGCCUUACAAGCCAAGAAUGGUUUUACAUUUCUAAAUGGUUGGAAAAAAAAGAAUAUUUUGUGACAUGUGCCAAUUAUAUUCAGAUUUCAGUGUUCAUAAAUAAAGUUUUAUUAGAACACUAAUAAACUAAUAAAACAGAGACCGCUGUCUCGGUCUUGCCGGAGGCUGCCUUCAGCACUUCAAGAAGAGAACUGAAUAGUUCCGACGGAGACCAUAUGGCUCACAGAGCCUAAGGUAGUUACCGUCUGGCACUUUACAGAGUUAAGUUUUUCUGUUACUUAGGACUGAAAACAUAAUCAAUGUAUACAGUGUGCUUUUAUAUAUGCUACAUACUUCAGAAGUGAUGCACACAGCAUUUUGUGGGUGGGUACAGUGUAUUUAUUUUGUAUGUUGUAUUUAUAUGUUAAAAGCCUAAGCAUUAGAAAUUUUUUCAAAGAAAUGGCUUUUAUUUGUUGAACUGUCAUAAAAUCCAAACAUUUUAUGAUGGAAUGUAGCAGUACAUGUAUGAAAUAAACACUAAGUUAAAUAGAAUUGUUAAUUUGUGCCUACUUAAAAUAUUCCUUUAUUUUAUUAUAAGUCUAUGGCCAGAUUUCCCUGUAUGAUUUUAUAAUUUUCUCACACUCCCAUGAUAUAAUACCUUCUUUAUGUCAUACUUAAUAUAAUUUAAAAACAACAAAACCCUCACAAUACCCAACCCAAUUCCACCAGGUACAUUACGAAUAAUCUGCAUUACUAGUAAAAUUAUUUUAAUUGCCUGAACUUCAUUCAAUUGUCAAAUGCUGCUCCAAUCCAAAUCCUGCCCUUACCUCCCUUUCCUAACAAUGACUUUAAUGAUGAUCAACUUCUUACGCAUGCCUCAUUCUCCUUUGUCUGAUGUUUACCACUAAUGAACACCUACUAUAUUUAGUGAUUGCUUCAUUAUUUACAUAACUUCCAAAUAUUCAAAUACAAGAUAGUUACCAAAAUUCUACCCAACACUAACAUGAGUAUAUCAUCUUGAUUAUAGCCAUCUUUAGAAUAGUUCUUUAUUUCAACCUGCUAUGAAA